This is a messenger RNA of Chelonia mydas (Green sea turtle), 6599 nucleotides long. It is a transcript of the gene AGPAT2, whose product is annotated as 1-acylglycerol-3-phosphate O-acyltransferase 2. NCBI's taxonomy places the organism in Eukaryota, Metazoa, Chordata, Testudines, Cheloniidae. Gene Ontology annotation, molecular function: 1-acylglycerol-3-phosphate O-acyltransferase activity. Gene Ontology annotation, biological process: phosphatidic acid biosynthetic process. The coding region runs from base 3262 to 3960 and encodes 232 amino acids. The transcript has 6 exons. The record is from RefSeq and is a predicted model, not a curated record. Gene Ontology annotation, cellular component: membrane; endoplasmic reticulum.
CCCCAGUCUGUUCAGUCCAAACCAAAACUACUUGCAGAGUUCUCUCAAAUUUAGUUGGGCUUUUGAGGAGACUGUACCAUCCUGAGCGUGCAGGGCUUGGGAAGAACUAAGUGGUCCCCUCCCAGAAGCCAUGCUGUAAUGAAGAGAAUCCAGGUAGAGCAGGAGAAAUGCUUGGAGGGGUGUCCUAGUGGAUAGAGGAUGGGGACUUGGGAGAACUGGGUUCUAUACCUGGCUCUGUCCCUCUUCUGCUGGGCUUGGGCCUCAGUUUCCCUAUCUAUAAAAUAAGGAUAACACUUACCUCCUUUAAAGUGUUCUGAGGUCUGCAGAUGAAAAGUGCCGUAUAAGAGCUAGGUGGAGAUGAUAGGGAGGAGAGAAAACCCUAACUUGUAGUAUGGACAAGAGUGCUUGUGACCAACUGCAGGCAUGCUGGCUUGUGUGGCUAAAACUCUGCUAGUAACCAGGGCAGCUGACCAUGUCUGCCCCCUAACCGAGGCCUAGCUUGGGACAUGGGUGUGUGCGCCUAUGUUUUGUUUCCUAUGGAUGGUAGGAAUCUCUAACCAUGUUGAUGAUCUGCUUUAGCCAGCCUCUGUGCAGAGCUGGGAGGUAAAGCAUCCGGGAGACUGCUGCUCUGUGUGAAUGCCCCUGGACAUGCUGGCUCACGCUGAGGUGCUGUGUGAAAUCAAAUGCAUUGAGCCAAGGUACGUGGGGAGGUGGGCGCAGCUGCACAAACAGUUGUGCUGGCAGAAGCUGCCAUGUGGGCGAAAACGAAACUGCAGCCUUUGCCCUGUCUGGCUACAGAAUUGCUGCUCCCUGCCCAUGGAGAGUUGGCAACAGUGGGAGCUUCGGAAAUGGCCAUCUCUUUUGCUGGGGGGCUUAUUGGAGAGUGAAAAUGCUCAACCCAGGCAGUCUCAAGCCUGGUGCAGGGGAGGUGGGGGGAACUUCCGUCUCGGCAAGCGGGGCUGUGCCUGGCUGUCUGGCAUGUUCAUGUGGAAAGGUGGGAGAGAGCUGCUGCUGCCCGUGGUGUGAGAAGGUCUGGUUAGGGUGUUCGCUCCUUCUGCCCCCAAGCUGAGAGCCGCUUUAACAAGACACCCCUCCCUCUCCUUCCCCUGCCAGCAUUAGGGGAGCAUGAAAUACUCGGAUUCCUCAUUAACCUUCCCAGGUUCCAGAUGUGCUGUCACACCUUCAUCUUCAUCAUCCUCCCCUGUAGGUGGCAGUAGCUGUACACGCUCACGCACACCUGAAACAGCCAGUAUGCGCUGGCCAGCUGAUCUCUGGGCCCCACACUCCAAUUCUGUGCUCGGGGGACCCUGUCCCACCACUAUGGCUUCUAAGCGCAGAUCCAAACACACACUCUUCUCUUAUUAGAUCAAGUCUUUUGUCUUAAACAGCGUGCGUGUUACAGUGAGAUUCUCUGGCACUUAAGCACAGAAAACAAAAUCAGCUCGUGUUCAAGUGUUUUACACACACACCCCAUCUCUCUUAUCCCCUACAUCUGCUGAGGGAGGCUGUUAGCUUCCAGCACACUCCCAGCAUACGCGCUUGCUUCCUCUGCCUCUCCGAUGGGGACGCCUACUGGCUGCGCCAUCCCCUGCCCCCCCAUAGCUGUUAGCAUGCAGGAGGUGAAGGGCUGAGCGUUGGAGCAGUGAAAUGUGGGUUUUAUCCAGCACAGCAGGCUCUUUGCAUAGGUGCUAGAAAUGUAUGGGCAGUUUAUCUCUGGUAGCUGCUGAAUGCCCCUGGCCCUGUGUCAUUGCUCUGUUCGUCCCAGCGCUGUGGCAUGCCGGGAAGAGGGAUGGGAGGCUUGCAGUUGGAAGUUCUGGUUUUUAACUGCUAACCUUAAUUUAAAUGAAACUCUCACUUGGCACUUAAUUCCAUAAGGGCUCCACCCAGCUGUGUGGGUGGUAGGAGCAGCACCCUAAUCUCUGCUUGCUGGCAGGAAGCUUGUGUGCAUCCUUGUACAGGGUGGGGUCUUGGUUCUUGAGUCUGCACCAGUCAUCCUGUCUCUGUUCCAUGGAAUUCCCUCAGCAAAUAGCCAAACUCUCACUUUCUUUACUAGAAACUAAUCCAGCUGUUUCCAGAUUGCUGUAAAUUGGCUCCCUUGGUUUCAGAAACAAUGACUGCUUGUGCUGUAGGGCGCUGAGCCCAAAACUGAGUCACAUCGUCAGUGCUCAGCCCAAUGUCUUGUCACUGGGUGCUGAGCUCUCCUGAAAACGUGGCUCCUGCCCAAAGAGCCCGCAGCCUAACUCAGUAGGCAAGACUGAGUGUGUUGGGGAAACCCAACAGUGGGGCUAGCAUGGCCCAUCUCCAACAGGUUCAGGAAACAACUUUUCUCUUGCCAGAACUUCUGAAGCAGCUCUUCUUAGUGUAGCAAUGGGCAAUGCGGCUGGACCCCAGUACUUGUGUGGGGAGCCCCACUGAAGCCAGUGGUGCUCCCUACAGAUACAGAGCUCUCCUCUGAGUUCAUUGGGGGAUUGUACCCUUGCUUCUUUGUAAAGAAUAACUGGUAAAGAUGGCACUGAGAAGGAUCCCAAGCUGCUCUGUGCCUUCCCACAAAGCUCUUUGGAGUGAGCAUCUCUCCAAAUAAGUUGCAUUAGGCAGAUAUCUCAAGUAGCAUUACAUAAUGGCUAAUGUACCGUGUCUAGCAUUCUUGCAUGCUGGAAGAUGGCAGGUGGUGAAUCUACUGACCUGGUUCCUGUAGUGGGCUGUUUCACUAGACAAAGCUUUCCCCCUGCAGAUGGCGGUGUCUUACAAUGAUGGUGCAGAUAGAUGUGAAGAGAAAUAAACAAAUAUGACUUCCAGGGAGAGGUCUACAAAAUCCUGUAGUUUGUGUGUUUGAUCAUUGAGCUCAGUAGAUAACUUGUUUGCCCUUUGCUUAUAUGGGCCUUUCAGUUAUGUAGCUUGGACUGAGAAAGUCAAAGCAAUUUCCCAGACUGGGGAAGAAUGUCACACCUUUUUGGAGCACAGCAGGCCUGUGGCAGAGUGCUGGCGUCAGGGGGCGAGCAAAUGGUAGUUUGAUUGACUUGCCUUGGCACUGAAGUGUCCUAUGAGGGGUUCACUGCUUCUCUGCACACCUCUGAUCUGGGAGGGCGACUGUUCUGCGGAGCAGUGUGCUGUACUGCACAGAAGGAGCUGGUCCAAAGGUACCCUUGUGUAAGACCUUGUGCGGGGAGGCUGUCGAUGAGGGUGGGGUUAUGUGACAACUGUUUGGGACAGGAAUUGAAGGACGUUACAUCCUCCUGCCCCUCCUAAUAAACUACAGGGCAAAUGAGGCAGCUUCCAGCUCAUGCAGGGAUAUCCCAGGACAUGUGUGAGAGCAGAAUCAUCAAAAAUAUCGUCAAGAGCUUCAAGUAUAUUUAUGGCCUGAGGUUUGAGACAACAGGUCUGGAGAACUUCCAGAUCGAGGAGCCAUGUGUCAUCGUGUCAAAUCAUCAGAGCAUCCUGGACAUGAUCGGGUUGAUGGAAAUCCUCCCAGAUAACUGUGUUCAGAUCGGCAAGAAGGAGCUGCUGUACAUGGGCCCUGUGGGCCUGAUAAUGUACCUGGGUGGGGUUGUCUUCAUCAACAGGAAGAGUACGAGCAAUGCCAAGAUAGUGAUGGCCCGGGUUGCCCAGACCAUGCUGGAUGAGAACGUGAAGGUGUGGAUAUACCCGGAGGGCACGAGGAACGGGAAUGGUGACUUGUUACCGUUCAAGAAAGGAGCUUUUCAUCUCGCUAUACAGGCACAGGUUCCAAUUAUUCCUGUGGUGUAUUCCUCGUUCUCUUCAUUUUACAAUCCAGCCAAGAAGCUAUUUACAUCAGGUAAAAUCCGGGUUGAAGUGCUCCAGCCAAUUGAGACCAAGGGCCUGAAGGCUGAGGAUGUCACGGACCUCACGGAGAGAUGCUACUGCACCAUGCGGGAGACCUUUUUCAGACUGUCUGGCAUGGCGAAUGAGGCGAACGGCUCAGGGCAGGGCCCUCAACAAUAGUAUUCCCAAAUAGCAGGGACUGAAAGGACUUAUUUCAAUUGCCAAAAUAUCCAAGGGGUUUCUCCCCGUCGUUUGCAGCAGGUUUGGGCAAAUCCUAAGCCUCUGCUUAGGGUAACCUUAGUUGACAAACACCAUUUGUUGGGCCAGUUCUACUGUUCGGUGAAUCUCUUGGUGGGUUCGUUAUCUCCCAUGGGGAAGUGUCUCCUGCACUCAGUUUCUCAAACACCCUUCAAGUGCUAGUGAAGCGCUCCUGUCCUGAUGCCCAGUGCAGUGACCACUCUGAACUCUUCUGCAAGCUCAGGCCAUGCAGCUUGGACAGCAGGUGUUGCAGAACACCACGUUAAGGUCCUGGCAUUGAUGCUGUGAGCCUGACACUUGCCAGAGCCAAUCCACUGGCUGCCGAAGACCGUGUUAGGUACAUCUUUGCAGCCUCCAAAGGAUUAAAACUUGCUUUCAUCCUGUCCCUAGCUGUUGGUGCUUGAGGAGAUGAGGGUGGGAGCAGUUACUCAGACAGCGCUCUUCAUGCGGCUGCACUGCACUAGUACAUUCCCAGUGCUUACGGGCAGAGACUGAUGCCCUAGUGAGAAGUCUUGCUCACCCCUGAAAUUCAACUUCUGAGGUCUCUGCCCAGCACUCAGUUUCAUUCUUUCUCGCCUCCGACACAACUUGUUUUUUGCUGAAUCAACCGGUUGGGUGGUUGUUUAAAGACCCACUAAGCAUCUGUGAUUCUGCUCAGACAAAGAUGGGAGACCAACCGCUCACCCCUUCCUGAUGGAAUGGCCAAGUCCUAGGACGUAGCAGGGAACUGAAAUGUCCAGGAUUCUCUUACCAGAAGUCCUGGGGCAAGCUUUAGACAGAUGUCAGUCCCUUAUUUGCUCUCCAGACAGAGUGAAUUCCCCACCAGUACUUCUAGCAAUCUUGCAGCCUAAGGCUUUCUUUAGGUGGGCCUCUACACGUGCUUCCUUUGGGCUCUGCUGGGCUAGGACAGGUGUGCCUUAUGGGGCCAGCUACUCUUGAUGCUGUCCCUUAAUGAAGUCAAGUUUCCAUGUCCACUGAGUGGACAAGCUCCAUGUGGACUUAUUUAGGGGUGGGGCAGGAGCGGGAAAUGUGGAGACCUAAAAAACCCAACCAAACCUGCUGUAUAGUGUCUUAGUAGGUUUUAUCCAAACACUUAGCAUCCCCAUAGAGGUUUGCUUUACGGCAGCCAUCAGGCUAUCUCUAAACAAAAUCCCUGGGGUUUGUAAGUGAUGCAUGAACAUGCCAAGAACUAAACUAAAAGAAUGAGACAACCCACAAAGAGACAGGGACUCGUCUCUGCUCAUCCCCAUUGUUUUGCAUUACAGCCAGCAUCCCUGACUUAGUAUAGAGUCUCUUACUCCACCUGAUGGCUUGCUUUUAGCAUAGUGCCAGGUAUGAUGGGCUGAGGGAAGGGUAGAUGUGGCACUUCCUUGGUAUUUGUUGCAACACUUUCAGUGCUCAAAUGUUUGUUUUUGUUUUUUUUUAAAUUGUUUUUAAUCUAGGUUUUGUACCUAGAUUCUUUGUUGCUGCUCUUGCUUCCUAAGGGCUAUCCUGUGCUGUUCGACACAUUGCACAUCUGAAGCAUUGACCAAAAGACAGUGCCUGCCAUACAAACACGUCUUGGAACGUUCGCCUUACUAGGACUGUUCGUGUCAGUUGCAAAAGCCAUGGUGUUGGAGAUGUAAAAUAUGCUGGAUGGGAGAGGGGUAUGAUGGCCCUGAACCAGUGUUUCCUUUGGUCUGAAUUUACCAGCUGGGAAACAGUACCUGGAGGGAUUCCCAGAAACUGAGUUUCAGACUCUCCUCACCCAGCAGUAGAAAUGUAGAGCCCCUCUCAAAGGGAGUAACAGCAGAGAUGUUUAUGCUCUCUGGGGGAGCAGGCCUUAGCCAUGAAAAUUCCCAGGGAUUUGAUGAGAGGCCUUGUCAGCUUGAGGCAACAUUCCCACAAAGACAGUGCAUCUCUUCUUGUAAAGUAAUCUUGUGCAAUGUAUUGUCCCCAAGCCUCCUGCUCAGUGGGUGGCAGUGGAGAUGAUGCUGUCUCAAUCACUGAAUUCCUGUUUUUUCUUCCUAUAAAGGACACCAAAUCUAAUGCUUAAAAAGCACUAAUGCAGAACUGGGAGAAACCAAAGAGAGGAUGCUGGGGGUAGGUAGCUCCACAUGGUUCAAAGCUGUAGCUAGAGCUGUGUUUACAAAUGAAUAUUGGAGCAUCAAUCUGGUACAAUCCAGAUUUCAGAACUGAAAAGCAGGAGGGUUUUCUUCUUCCACUGGUUCUGUACUGAAAUCAAAGCAGCACUUUUCCCCUUCCAUAAGAACGGCAGACGAUGUGGCUAUGUAAUUGAGGCAAACAUCCAGUUCUUGUGGAGAUUUCAUACCCUCCUGCCCAGCAGCUCCGGUCCGGAGUGAGCAGUUGGGAUGGUAAAGUCGUAACGGGUGGAUAUUUUUCUUUGGCCAAUGAUGACUCUGUAUCAGAUGUAUAAAUCUAAGUCUGUCUGUUUAUGACGGAGGUGGGAAAAGAGCUUGAGUGUGCACAAAAGCAGUUGUCUGCUGUUCCAUUCUUUUAGUUGUGUUUAAAUGUAUGUUUGAUCAAUGUACAUUCUUAUAAAGCAGUUAUUUAAAUAGAAA